Messenger RNA from Lottia gigantea (owl limpet), 1363 nucleotides. RefSeq lists its product as hypothetical. NCBI's taxonomy places the organism in Eukaryota, Metazoa, Mollusca, Gastropoda, Lottiidae. The transcript has 3 exons. The record is from RefSeq and is a predicted model, not a curated record. The coding region runs from base 342 to 1313 and encodes 323 amino acids.
AGAAUGUAAAAUGGUAGCGGCCAUGGACAACAUUGAAUGUUAGCUGACUAAAUGUGUUUGAAGUUUUUUAACUUUACAACAGUGUUUGAAUUUGACACCAUACAGGAAAUGGCUGUCAGUAAUUGUGAAAUUCUUGACUAGACCUAAUUGAUCGAUAACCUUCGAAAGUUUUUGAAGUUCAUUGACUCUGUCUUUGGUGUGUCUAAACUUCUGAAGUUAGCCUAUGUAACAAAGCCAAAACUAUUGAAAGUAGCCUAUUACAUAACUAUUUGCCAUAAAGGUUUACCUUUAAGGAAAAGAUAUAAGGUUCAGUUUUGAAAACAACAGUGAAGAAAAGAAACAUGUCACUUUUGAGAGCAUUUAUUCAGGAAGCAACACGUCGUAUGGAUAUUGUAGUGUCUAUGGCUGCAGGAGGGUUUACUGGUGUUAUGGUUUUAAAAGAUGAGUAUUAUGCUAAGAAUGUCAUUACUGUGGAGGGGCAUGAAGGAAAACCAGGCAGCCUUACUCCCCUUGAUACAGAGUCAGAACAACUUGGAUAUGAUGUAAUUAAAUCUAUCAAAGUUGACAAAGUUCAUGCUGUAUUUGUGAACUAUUUUACCACCAAAAGACCAGAAGUCAUCAGCAAAGGGACACCACUCUUGUGUCAAGGAGUAUUUAUCGGAGUGCCAUACUGUUUUAGAUUCAAAUCUGCAGAUGAAAUCAAAACAGCAGACUUACAAUUUUUUGACCGAGGGGUUGAUUUGGAUACGGAAAAUGUACAAAAUCUGUUCGAUACUAUGAUAUACACUGAAUUAGAGAAAAAAUUUGCUGUUUCUCAAGAGUUAUUUAAUAAAUAUUCCUAUUUAGCUCUACUGCAGCCAACAAGUGCUGCGGUUGCUGCCACAGUUUGGUACAUUGUGUGUUACUUCUUUUUCAAUCCGAUGUUUUACAUAAAACGACAUGUAUCGUUACGUAACAGGGCAUUUCUCUAUUUUAUCUGCAAUUGCAUCGGCGUAAAAAUUGCAUUAUGGGGUCACAAUCGAUUGCUGCAAUUCCGUGAUCAUUUGACAAUCAGAAAAACUGUUGAUGCUGAUAAAGAAAUGGCAUUAGCUGGGUUAACUUAUUACCAAAAGUGUUUGGAACGAAAUAAAAUGCUGUAUUCCCUCCCGGGAAGUGCCUUUAAAGACAAACUUGACUCUCAAGGCAAUUUCCUUUAUCCAAUUUAUGAACAGCGAAUAUCACUGACCAAUAGACAUUUGUAUCUUAUGGAAACGUUGAAACGUAAAGGUUUGUUGGUGGCAGGAAACUGUGGAAAAAUGGAUUUAUCAGUCUAGUACUAUGUUGAAAGUAUUCUGGCCCUACUGUAUUAAAUUUUUUAUUUAUC